Molecule: messenger RNA, 1188 nt
Organism: Erigeron canadensis
Lineage: Eukaryota; Viridiplantae; Streptophyta; Magnoliopsida; Asterales; Asteraceae
Product: metalloendoproteinase 1-MMP-like
Exons: 1
Coding region: 42-1100 (352 amino acids)
Biological process (GO): collagen catabolic process; extracellular matrix organization; proteolysis
Cellular component (GO): extracellular matrix
Molecular function (GO): metalloendopeptidase activity; zinc ion binding
Source: RefSeq, a predicted model, not a curated record
AACUCUUUAACCAAAAAAGCCCCUUAUUUUUACAACUAACCAUGUUUCGGGUUUUCAGUUACAACUAUGCCGCCUUCUUCUUCAUAACCUUUUUAUCUCUUUUUCUUUGCAUCUUUCCCGCCAGAACCGGUCCGGACAACUUCUUAUUUUCCGCUAAUCCCUCACCAAACGCCACGUGGCAAAACUUCAUCAGCUUCAUCGACGCUGGCAAGGGCACAAACUUCUCUGGCAUGUCUGAACUCAAAAAGUACUUCCACAAAUUCGGGUACCUUGAAUUUGACAACUUCACAGACAUAUUUGACGAAAACUUAGAAUCCGCGGUGUUAAAAUACCAAAAGAAUUUAGGAUUAACAGUGUCUGGGAAACUCGACCCAGACACUGUUAACCAAAUUAUGUCACCACGCUGUGGCGUGAGUGACGAAACUAUUAGAAGCAAAAAUCAGAAUAUACACGUGACUAAACACUAUGCGUAUUUUAGCGGAGAGCCGCGAUGGGGGAGUUCGUCUAGAUUAACUUUGACAUAUGCUUUUUCGAGAAAUCAUAUGAUUGAUUACAUAAGUGUUGAUGAUAUACAAGAAGCGUUUAAAAGAUCUUUUUCAAGAUGGUCGUCCGUUAUACCAGUGAAUUUUACUGAAACAGAGGACUAUCCAUCCUCAGAUAUUAAAAUCGCCUUUCAUAAAGGCAAUCACGGGGAUGGGGAGCCUUUUGAUGGAGUAUUGGGAGUACUGGCCCACGCGUUUUCACCGGAAAACGGUAGGCUUCAUUUAGAUGAAGCGGAAACAUGGGCCGUUGAUUUCAAAUCGACUAAAUCAAAAACCGCGGUUGAUUUGGAAUCCGUUGCGACACAUGAAAUCGGACAUAUACUUGGGUUGGCUCAUUCUUCGGUUAAAGAUGCAAUUAUGUACCCGAGUUUGAGCCCGAGAACGAAGAGAGUGGAUCUUAAGAUUGAUGAUGUUGAAGGAAUUCAAGCGUUGUAUGGGUCAAACCCGAAUUUUCAAUACAAUUCUUUGAUGGAAUCUGAUAUUUCUUCGGGUUGGAUUAUUACAGCAUCUUUUAAGUGGUUAACUUGUUUGGUUCUACUUGUAAGGUUGUUAUUAUGACACAAAUUUUCUCUUUUGAUUUUUUUUAAGUGGGCUUUUAUUCAAGUCCUCAUACAUUUAAUUAGUCUUUAUGUUAUUGUAAAAAAGG